Messenger RNA from Argentina anserina (silverweed cinquefoil), 1808 nucleotides. RefSeq names its product protein IQ-DOMAIN 21. The transcript is spliced from 5 exons. Gene Ontology annotation, molecular function: protein binding. The record is from RefSeq and is a predicted model, not a curated record. Bases 204 to 1604 code for a protein of 466 amino acids. Lineage: Eukaryota; Viridiplantae; Streptophyta; Magnoliopsida; Rosales; Rosaceae.
CUCUCCUUCUCUCUCUCUCUGGCAAUGCCUAUCUAGCUCCCUCUAGACACAUAUCUACUUUCUCUUUCACUCUAUCUCAGAUCUUCGUAUCCGUAAAUUGAUCAGUGAUCGUCGACGAUGUGCUCGAAGGUGAUGAGUAAUUCUCACGUUGUGGAAUGGCUGUGCUGAGGGGAAUAGAGUGAAGCCGGAGAUUAAUUUGAUCGAUGGGGAAGAAAGGAAGCAGCUGGUUCUCGACCGUUAAGAAGGUUUUUAAACAUUCUUCAAAGGACUCGCCGGACAAAAAGGAAAUAGCAGAGAAGUGGCAGCAACAGGAUGCUCCGGAGGUGGUGUCAUUUGAGCAUUUCCCGGCAGAAAGUUCUCCAGACAGAACCAACGACGAGAGCACUGCAUCGACUCCUGCAAACAAUGAAGAUAGGGACCAUGUCAUUGCCGUGGCAAUGGCAACUGCUGCUGCCGCAGACGCAGCAGUAGCGGCAGCCCAAGCGGCUGCUAAAGUUGUAAGAUUGGCCGGUUAUGGACGUCAAUACUACUCCGUGGAGGAAAGGGCUGCAACCCUCAUACAAUCAUUCUAUAGAGGCUACCUGGCUCGACGAGCUCUACGAGCGUUGAAGGGAUUGGUGAGGCUCCAAGCAUUGGUGAGAGGCCAUAACGUGCGGAAGCAAGCACAGAUGACAAUGCGAUGCAUGCAGGCAUUAGUUCGUGUUCAAGCAAGAGUUCAAGCUCGACGUCUUAAACUGAGCCAUGACAAGCACCAGAGUCAUAAACAUACAGACAGUGAUAUUGAGGAUGAAGAAGAAAGACUAAGAGCAUUGAUAGAGUUGGAAGAAGAGCACAAUCUGAGAAGUCCAGUGAAGAAACAUGAAAUGCAAACUGGGCAUCAGAGAAGUGAAAGCUAUUCCAAGGAAAAUGCCUCGAGGAAACAUGAUGCUGUGGUUAAAAGGGAGAGAGCUCUCGCUUAUGCUUAUAGCUACCAGCAGCAACAACAGCUUCUACAAUCUGUUCCCCAUGGUAGUGAGUUUGGGAUCCAAGCCAACCAGAGUGAAAAGGGCCAGUGGGGAUGGAAUUGGCUUGAGGGUUGGAUGUCAUCAAAACCCUACAAUGCCCGCCACUCAGCCCCACGAGACACCACUUAUAUGACACCAGGAACUACCACAACCGGAGAUAACAUUUCCGAGAAGACGGUAGAAAUGGACCCCAUUGCGUUUCCAACCUUGCGGAGUCGGUUCAAACAAGACGUGAGUAACUCUAACCCGUACUCAACUCGACAAAGCCAUCCAAGCCCGGACAAUGUACCUAGCUACAUGGCACCAACCAAGUCUGCCAAGGCCAAGGUACGAGGGCAGGGCUUGGUCAAGCAGCGAAGCCCUCCCCCUCCACAAUGGAACCCUUCAACCAAGAAAGGCUCGGUUAUAGGUUCCGGUUGUGAUUCGUCAAGUUCGGGUGGAGGACUCGCAAACUACUCAGUGCCAAGGAGCCCAAGCCCAAAGAGUAACGGGACACAAGGUCAGGCUAGAAAGUCGGUGGGCUUUAGCCCAGAUUCUCCCCGUGGCGAAGAUUGGGCGCUGCCUAUUGCCAUUCAUGGCUGGAGGCAUGAUUUCGGUUAGUGCUCCUUGAUCCAUAUGGUGUGGCUAAAUUAAUUUUCCUACAAGAAAAACGAAAGGUUUGUUUAUAUGUUUUAUUCAAACUUUGUUAAUGACUGCACUGAAGUUUGCAAUAAGUUAUGUAUCUUUCUGUGAAAAAUCACACAUAAUGGUGGCCAGUACUAGGCCAUUAUGUAUCAUAAUGAAUGAGAGUGAAAAUCAAGAGGA